Melanaphis sacchari is the source of this 3168-nucleotide messenger RNA. RefSeq lists its product as uncharacterized. Lineage: Eukaryota; Metazoa; Arthropoda; Insecta; Hemiptera; Aphididae. Gene Ontology annotation, biological process: RNA processing. The transcript has a single exon. Gene Ontology annotation, cellular component: nucleus. The record is from RefSeq and is a predicted model, not a curated record. Gene Ontology annotation, molecular function: mRNA binding. Bases 618 to 2537 code for a protein of 639 amino acids.
ACGCAGCCGUAGAUUAAAUACGCGACCCGUCGCCGUCACCGACACCAUAAAUCCCGCGCUGCCGCACAGACGACCGCCGCGGACACCGACCACGCCAUAAGCCCGACACAGCCGCCGCCCGCAGCCAGGGGGUGCGUUUCGUUCGAAUAUCAUUUUUUUUUUUUUUUUUUUUGUAUUUUUUACCCGCACGACCGUCUAUAUACACGACGAGAGCGGAGUGAGCGUUUGCAUGUGACCGACGCCGCAACAGAAUAACCCGAUAAUAACAAUAUUAAUAAUAAUAAUAAUAAUACGCAAAACUGUGCGUAAUUAUUGCUAUCGUAACAUUAUAUAGUGUUCGGGGGGGUUGCCGCGCGUGCGUGUGAACUCGUGUGUGUUACUUUCGAUUUCUGCAACAACGCUCGUCGACGACCAGACACAAGACGCGUGCGUUUAGGAAAACCCGUUCCGCGUGCGCGUGUGUGUGUGUGUUCGUGUGCCAACAACGAGUGUGUGUGCGCGUGUGUGCACAGUGCAAUUCGAAACACAAACACGUAUACCAGUUACAUAAAUUAUUCGCGUUUUGACCGCCGGCGUCGCGAGUCCCGUGUGAUGUGGUGAAUGUUCGCGCGCAAACGAUGGCAUCAACAAUCGCAUCAGUAGAAACGGAACAGAUCAAACAGGAGAUCGCAUCCGUCGUCGAAGAAAAACAGAGUCCCGCAGAGACCACACCGGCCAACGCAGUCGACCGAGACUUCACCGAAGAGAUCGUAGCGCCGCUGCCCAACAUCAAGUCGGCCCCCGGAGUCACCGCCCCGUUGCCGAUCGUCGGCAAGGCGUUCGACUUGAAGCGCGCCAGCGUGUCGUCCGUGGACAGCGACAUAUCGCUGUCUUACGACGCGGCGCCGUUUUACCCGCGUUCGUUGAGCCAAACCGGCGGCAUGUCGUCAGCCAACAACUCGAGCGGGUCCGGCACCGACGACGGUGGUCGGCACCACUCGGUCGCGUCCGCCACCGCCGGUAUCAGCAACACGGAUUCGUCCGAUUCGGCGUACGAGGGCGGUCAGGUUAAGUCGGGCGAUGAGUCCACGCCGUUCGUGGCGCCCGACGAAGAGACCACCAAGCGCAUCCUCGACCAGGUGGAAUUUUACUUCUCGGACGCGAACAUUGUCAAGGACGCGUUCCUGUUGAAGCACGUCCGCCGUAACAAGGAAGGAUACGUGUCGCUGAAGCUCAUUUCAUCGUUCAAGCGGGUGAAACACCUGGCCAAGGACUGGCGGGCCGUCGCAUACGCCAUAACCAAGUCGGAAAAACUGGAACUGAACGAAUCCGGAACGAAACUAAGGCGUAAGGAGCCUCUACCCGCGUACGACCAGACGACACCGUCUCGGACCGUGGUGGCCAUCAACCUGGCCGAGGAGAAGCCGGUGACCAUCGAGACGGUCGCCGAGCUUUUCCGCAGCUGCGGCGAAAUCGCGUUGAUCCGUGUGCUCCGUCCGGGCAACCCCGUACCGUCGGACGUUCGUCAUUUCGUCAACAAGCAUCCGGAGAUGGGCAGCAACGUGAGUGCGCUGAUCGAAUUCGUGCGCACCGAGUCGGCGCACAACGCGAUGAGCAAAGACUGGUCCUCGGAAAAGGCCAAAGACGGGCAGUCCAUGUGCGUGCUCGAGCUCAACGCUCCCGCGUCCAAGAAGAAGGCCACAGCGGCCGCCAAGAAGUCGCCGAUGAACCGGCUGUUCGACUCGGAGUACUCGUCGUCGUGCCAGAGCGGUUCCGAGGCGGAGGACAGACAAAAGAUGCGCAUGCAGCGCAAGGUGUCGGCCAACACACUCAUGCGGUCCGACUCUUCGUGGAACCAGCGCAGGUGGUCCAGGGACUCGGGCACCGAUAGCUCCGCGUCCGGAUACUCGCGGCGUGAUUCGUACGUAUUGCCGCCGCAGCAUCACAUGCAGCAGCCCGGCGAUUACGGCCACAACAGGCGUAUGUCGUCCGGUUGGGACUCGAGCUCAGAUAGCUAUUACUCGGGCCGAUCGCGUUCGAGCAGCGGCGUGUCCAUACCGGAAACGUUCGGAAUGCGCCGUUUCUCGUUGGCCAACAACCGUGGCCCCGAACAUCAGCAGCAGCAACCGUGCUGUUGUUGCGGUCACAACCAGGCGCCGCCUCUGCCACAGCAGCAGCAACAGCCGAUGGCCAUGCGCAGACACUCGACACAGGACAACGGCCAUCACUACGACAUGAGGCGGUGCAGCAGCAGCAGCAGCAACAGCGGCGGCGAUAUGAUGAUGCGCAAGGACUCGACGUCGGACUUCUGUUGCGGCAGUCAACCCCGAGACGGAUUCCACAACUGGUCGCGCAAGAGCAGCUCGUCUUCGAUGGGCGAAGGUGGCAUGGGCCGUCGCCUGUCCGUCGACUCCGAUUCGUCGGGCGGCAGGGGACGCAGGCCCAGUUUGGGCCUUGUGACGCCGGAUAACGUGGUAAGAAUGCCCAAAGGUCCGGACGGUUGCGGCAGCCGCGGUUUCCAGCGGGAACCGAUGUUGGAUACCACUCUUUACGAGUGAACAGCUGAACGAGACGACGACAUGACGAUAAUAUUAAGAAUAUAAUAUAAUAAUAUUAUCGUUAAGAUUAUGGUUAUUAUUCAUUAUUAUUUAUGUAUGAUACAGCAACCAUGUGAAUUUAAGAAACCCGAAGCAAGGCAAAAAAAAUAUAUCGAUCUAUAUAAUAAUGUAAUAGGUACUUUUCAUAUCUGAUAUAGGUAUAUAUAUGAUUAGUUUUUAAUUUAAGCGGUUUGGAUACUUAGGUACUUGUAAGAUAAAAAUGAAUUUUAGGAAUAAGGGCGACAUCCCUGCCUCAUUUUAUUGGCAGUAGGAUCCAUAUAAUAUUUAAUUUAUUUUUAUGUCAUAAACAUUCCAUAGGUAAUAUGUAUGUAUGUGAAUCGACCAAUUUUAUCGGCUGUACGAUUUUAUUUGUCGAAUUCGGCAUCAUAUUAUUUGCGUGCGAGUAUUUUCUUAUUUUAUCGUUUAUACUUUGUAGAAGUUGAGCCAUUUGAGGUUUGGGUACAUAUCAUGAUGUUAUAUUAUACCUGCCUCGAUGACUUUCGAGAGCUUCGAUUUCGCGUUAAUUUAUUUAAUAUUUAUUAUGUUGGCAUACCAUUUAUUCAUAUGUUUAUUUGUAUUACACGUAUUUAUA